Spizellomyces punctatus DAOM BR117 is the source of this 2338-nucleotide messenger RNA. RefSeq lists its product as uncharacterized. The transcript is spliced from 6 exons. Gene Ontology annotation, cellular component: Golgi apparatus; COG complex. The record is from RefSeq and is a predicted model, not a curated record. NCBI's taxonomy places the organism in Eukaryota, Fungi, Chytridiomycota, Chytridiomycetes, Spizellomycetales, Spizellomycetaceae. Bases 20 to 2071 code for a protein of 683 amino acids. Gene Ontology annotation, biological process: intra-Golgi vesicle-mediated transport.
AAAGGUUUUGCUGUGAAAGAUGCAACGAGAGGAUGGGUACGAUGCGGAUAGUCUCUUUAUAAAGCAUUCCGUGGCAGAUGUGCGGAUACUCCAUGCGCGAACCAGCACGGACAUUGAGCGCAAAAAGCAGGAUCUACGCGUCAUGGUCGGCGAACGGUACCGAGACCUCAUCAACACUGCUGACGCCAUAAAGUCCAUGCAAACCCAUUCAACAACCAUUUCGCAAAAUAUCGAGUCACUAUCGACCAUGUGCGAUGCGCGUACGUUAAAGACUGCCGUGGGCAUGCGGUUGGUGAAGGAUAAAGAUGCUAGUCUGGAACAAAAGCGGGGGAUAGUGUAUUCGGUUGCGGCACAAAUCAAGGUGUUGGUGGAUACACCCGAGCAGAUUUGGCACGCGAUGGAAUCCCAUGCCUACCUGACCUGUACACUCCUCUACAUCAUCGCCCAAAGAAUUUACGAAAACCUCCAACAAUCUGAUACAGCGUUGCGUCCCAUGAUGUCGUUUCCAGUGAUACGACGCCAAUGGAAUGCCGUGAGCCAUUUCAGAGCUCAGAUUAUUGAGCGCGCUCAAGGGUUCCUGGGAUCGUUCGAUCAAGAUCCACAGAACAUUGCAGAAACCCUCUGCGCUAUAACCCUGCUCGAACCCACACACGAACCCCUCCAAUCACUCCUCACAGCUCGCCGCCACCUCCCACACCCGUCAAAUUCAACGCACCCCAUCGAAACCACACUUACCUCAUUCACAAAAACUGUUCAAGAUAUUUACACCCUGUUUUGCAAAGAUGUCUUUUCACGAACGGUACAACGCGUCCAGGACACGGACAUGACGGGGUUGUAUAGGAAUAUGCAUAGUAUUUGGCGGUAUUUGCCGGGGAGUGUGCAGGAGUUUCGACCGCGUGUGGCAUGGGCGGGUGUGGAUGUGCGCGACGGGGUGCGAGCGUGGGUGGAACUAAUGGAAAAAGAGACGACAAAGAGUGUGGAAGGAGCGUUGGAGCAUGUUAUGAGUGGAAAAGACUUGAAGAGGAUUCGAAAGGGGGUGGAUGAGGUGUUGGAAGAGUUACGGGAUUGGGAUGUGAUGUGUACAGCUGUGGUUGGCGAAGCCUACGACCUUUACACCCGCCUCCUCCACACCCCUUUUGCACACACCACCGACCGCACCCUCGAAACCCAUUUCAAACGCCUCUCGUCCCGCCCAACAACAUGUACACUCCCACCUUGCACGAACCUGUCCACCGAACUCUGGACACGAGGUGCCAUGGACGGAAUGACAAAAGUGGCAGACGGAUUCGAAGGAGGUUUGAAAGCGAUACUAGAGGACAUGAAGGGACUCGAAACCAUCCGUUUUGAUCAAGUCUUUCAGAAUGGUAUGCAGGCGUACGUGGAUGGGUUACGGUUAUUAAUGGUCGGAAAGGGCAUGGAUGACACAUUGGGCAUCGGACGGGUUGCAAAGCGGGUUGCCAUGCGAUUAAAGGGGAUGCAAGGGGAUUUACCCUGUGGACCAAAAGUUCUAGAGGGGUGUUUGGAGACCUUCAUGAAGCUUUAUGUCGAUUGUCAUUCCGUGUGGGUGACGAGUGUCUGUGAGCGAGUUCGGGAGAUAUUGGUACGGGGAAUACAAGACGAGAUGCAGCAUGACAUGGUACAGCUUGGGAAGGAUCAGGGUCAGGAUGAGGACUUGAUCAGCCAACCUUCCACAUACGUGCUCCAGGCGUUAUGGUACAUUCAUCAAGAAUGGAAUCGCGUUGGAGGCGUUACACUCGAAAAGAGCAUUGUGGAGCACUUGAAACAAGAGCUGGGACGAACAAUCCAAGACGUUUAUCACCACACAAACUCUGUUCAACGGGCAUUUCAUAUCAUGUACCUAUCGCGAUUGGGAUUCCCGCUCUCCAUGGAGGAACCUGCGCUUGCAGAUGUGGUUGAUAGGUACCAUGCACGUACAUGCACGUUAUUCGGAGCGUUUGGUACAAAUGUACCUGCUUUGAAACCGGUGCAGGUGCGGGAUGUGCCUGUUGUAACGCCUCCGAGGUUUACGCUUUUGCCGGUGACGAGGGGAAUCUAUCGAGGUUUUGCGUGAUGGACAUUGGAAUGUGUGGUGUGCAAGUUGAUGUGUUUGCGAAUGGAAUUUCAUCUCGGUUCUGAACUUUUAAGAGGGAGGAAUUCCAUAGAUACAUGGAUGCAUAUGACGCCGUAUCCCUUAAGCGCCUAAAAAUCAUUCUCACCCAAGAGGGCACACACAAAAUUUUACAUUUGAUACAUGAAGAGUUCAUGUCGGUGCCUCAAUACACGUAAUACUCUGGAUUGCGCAACCGUAGAUAUGCAAUGAAUGCCUGCAAUAUCCUCC